Molecule: messenger RNA, 267 nt
Organism: Paramuricea clavata
Lineage: Eukaryota; Metazoa; Cnidaria; Anthozoa; Malacalcyonacea; Plexauridae
Source: the annotation of a GenBank genome assembly
AUGACAGAUGGGCUAAUAAAUCCAGGCAGAUCUACAUACAUUUUGGACCUUCCGACGUCGAGAAGGCUGGACGCAAUGAGAUUCAAAACUGAAUCAUGUCGCCAUGUAUAUCUCCCGGUUACGUGCAAAAGCGAUUCAGGGCAGAAGCAGAACGAACAGUUAGCAGAUGAUCGUUUAGAUAUGUCUUACAUCCAGAGAUUACGUGCAAAAGCGAUUCAGGGCAGAAGCAGAACGAACAGUCAGCAGAUGAUGACAGACCCCAUUUAA